AUGGCUAGCUUUCUUUCCCUUCUUCAAGUAUUCUUCUUCUUUGGGUUAGGGUGCCUUGCAGCGGGUAUUGAAACUGCAGCCCAAGAAAAUGGGUGCAGAUCCAAGUGUAGUGACCAUGGUCUAACUAUUCGUUUUCCAUUCUGGGGUAAUAAAACCAUCCACCACCCACAUCGCUGCCGCUAUCUAGGAUUCGAGUUAUCAUGUGACUUUGAGACCCAUCAAACAGUUGUUGAGCAUCCUUUUUCAGUGAAGUUAUUCGUCGAGAACAUUGAUUUUACAUCUCAAAUGAUUCACCUAUAUGACCCACAUGAUUGCCCUUCGGUACAGCUUCAAUAUCUUAAUUUGUCUACCUCCCCUUUCCACUUCAGUGAUCCAAACUUGUGUGAUCACUCGUUGUACAAAUGUUUAGGACCAAUCAACAAUAUAAAUGAAGUAUAUCCUGUUCCUUGCCUCGGUGACCACUCCGGCUAUCAAGUGUAUGCCUUGAGGUCUCAAAUGGGCAAUGAGGAAGCUUACUUGACAUCUUGCAGCCAAAUUGGCUCUGUCCCAUCUGUUCAUUGCGGCAUAUUUGAACAGGAGAAAAAGCUUCGGUUGAGUUGGUCAAAACCACAUUGCAGCCACUGUGAAGCUGCAGACAAGAUUUGUAGCCUCACGAAUCAUACCAAACAACGUGAAACUGCAUGUGCUGCCAAAUCCAAGACAUUCAAAGCAACAGAUGUUUCACGUUAUCUGGAGAUACCAAAUUGGGCACUUGACUUACCUGCUGGAAAUGAGAUCAUGCAUGUACUGGACCCAAAUGGAGAGACCUCCUGGGUGUUUAUAUGUUCGACAAGGACUAGCGGUCGACGCUCGAUGACAUAUCAAUGGUGCAGUUUCACAGCGGGGAAGAGACUUAUGGCCGGUGACGUACUCCGAUUUUAUUGGUCGAUGAUCGAAAAUGUGUACCUGAUGGAGCUUGAACGCUGGAGCAUCCGACUCUUUGGGGUGACCAUCACCAUACCAUAUACAUGGGCUGAAGCUGAAGUUCCAUGCAUAUGCUAG
Molecule: messenger RNA, 1041 nt
Organism: Ilex paraguariensis (yerba mate)
Lineage: Eukaryota; Viridiplantae; Streptophyta; Magnoliopsida; Aquifoliales; Aquifoliaceae
Source: the annotation of a GenBank genome assembly